Messenger RNA from Bipolaris sorokiniana ND90Pr, 2537 nucleotides. RefSeq lists its product as uncharacterized. The record is from RefSeq and is a predicted model, not a curated record. Gene Ontology annotation, molecular function: ATP binding; ABC-type transporter activity; ATP hydrolysis activity. NCBI's taxonomy places the organism in Eukaryota, Fungi, Ascomycota, Dothideomycetes, Pleosporales, Pleosporaceae. Gene Ontology annotation, biological process: transmembrane transport. The coding region runs from base 1 to 2301 and encodes 766 amino acids. Gene Ontology annotation, cellular component: membrane. The transcript has 7 exons.
AUGGGGCCCAUAUUUGCUAGCACAGUCCUUUGGUCGUAUCCGGUCGCUUUUGGCUUGGUAUCUCUCGGUGCCAACUCCUAUGAGGCCUUGUACAAAAAAGAUGAACCUACAAACAAAUUGCUUAAUCGUCGUCGCAUAGAGCGAGCGAAUAAGUCUUUACUUUUACUUCAUUGCAUACUAGCUCUUCUUCUUGGCGCGAUUAUUUCUAUCUUGUUGAUUUUUUGCAGCUCUCUUCUUCCCGACCCUGACAUUCCUUACUCCCCAAACAACGCGAAUUUUCAAACAUGGCUACUGAGCAUUGUAUACGAGGCAGCCAUCCUCAUCAUUUGCUUCAUCAGUGCCAACAAUUUGAAUAAUGGACGCCAGAAUGCGCUAGAGAUUUCAUGCGAAGCGCUAGGAGCCGCUCGACUUGUGAUCCUUAGCUUGAUGGCGAUACUUUUUGUUUUCAGCCGGCGUAGAAUGGAUGAUGCGAAUUCGGAUAGCGAAACUGAAUCUCUUCUCACGACCGCGUCGCCAAGUUCUAAGGAUGCACAAACCGUGUCGGCUUUCGACUACCUAGCUGGAUUCCGUGAUCUAAUCCCAUAUCUCUGGCCUUCCGAUGACGUUAUUUUGCAAACCUGGGCUGUCUUCUGUUUUGGUUUACUAGUAGCCCAGCGAUUUAUUAACAUCAUGGUACCACACCAACUUGGUAUUCUAGUCGAACAUCUGGGCAAAGGAAAUUUGCCGCUGAGAGACAUCAUGUUGUAUGUGGUUUACCGCAGUUUGCAGGGACAACAGGGUGUCCUAGGAUCGAUACGCGCCAUCUUGUGGAUCCCCAUCAGCCAGUCCGCCUACCGCAGACUUACUGUCGCCGCAUUUGAGCAUGUUAUGAAACUUUCGCUAGACUUCCACUUGAGCAAACGUGUUGGCGAAGUCAUCAGCGCGCUGAGUAAAGGCAGCGCAAUCAACACCUUCCUGGAUGGGCUUAUCUUCCAGCUGUUUCCAAUGGUUUUUGAUCUUGCUGUCGCGGCUGUAUAUUUCUUUGUUUUCUUAGACGCCUUCUACGCCAUCAUCGUUGUCGCGGUCAUGUGGUUUUACUUGUUUAUCACCAUAUACAUGGCGAAGUACCGUGGUCGCGCAAGACGCGAAGCAGCAACGAGAGAUCGCGAGAUGGAUGCGGCCAAAACUGACGCUAUCAUGUCCUACGAAACUGUUCACCACAACAGUGCCCUACCUCUUGAGCUUUCGAAAUUCCAGCGUCUAGUAAAAUACUUCCAGGAAGCGGAGUACUCGGUAUUCUUCUCACUAAAUGUGCUGAAUGCAGUACAAAACUUCAUAUUCGUCCUCGGCGUACUCCUAACCUGCCUUCUCGCAGCGUUCCAAAUUUCAGAGGGAACCUACAAAGUAGCCAUGUUCGUUACAAUUUUGACCUACCUGGCUCAGCUUCAAGCGCCGUUGAACUUUUUUGGAAGCUUCUACACUCAGGUACAGAAUAAUAUGGUAGACGCUGAACGUAUGCUUGCACUGUAUAAGAUCACGCCUCAAGUACAGGACAGCCCGAACGCUAAACCUAUGAACUCAUGUUUUGGUAGAAUCAGUUUCAACAACGUCCAGUUCGCUUAUGACAAGCGUAAGCCAACUCUCGACAAUGUCAACUUCGAAGUCCUGCCCGGUACCACGACCGCUAUUGUUGGUGAGAGCGGCAGCGGUAAAUCAACGAUUCUCAAGCUUCUCUUUCGCUUCUACGAGGUUGAUGGCGGUAGUGUCAAGAUCGAUGGAGUUGAUGUGCGUGACAUUACCAUGGCCACUUUGCGCCAACACUUCAGUGUCGUACCUCAAGACACUAUCCUUUUCAACGAAAGCAUCCUCUACAAUGUUCAGUAUUCGAAUCCUAAUGCCACUUUCGAGGAGGUACAGGCUGCAUGCAAAGUCGCCAGUAUUCAUGAGAAGAUUAUGAGCUUUCCCGACAGGUACAACAGCAACGUUGGAGAACGAGGCCUUAGACUCUCCGGUGGUGAGAAACAGCGGAUUGCAAUUGCUAGAGCGGUACUCAAGCGUCCGCAAAUCAUGUUGUUGGAUGAGGCGACUGCCUCGUUGGACUCGCAGACUGAGCGUCUGAUUCAAGAUUCCUUGAAGACUGCUUGCAAAGGACGUACUACUAUUGCUAUCGCUCAUCGCUUGUCAACAAUCACGGAUGCCGAUCAGAUCAUCGUUAUGCACCACGGACACAUCGUGGAGAGGGGUCGCCAUAAGCACCUGCUGGCCAAUGAUGGGAUAUACAAGUCGAUGUGGGAGAAGCAGACCAAAGAUAGUUCUGCGUAGAUACAGUGUUUGAAUGGUUUAUAACAGAGUUCUUCUUGCAUAGUGCAGCACUGCUGGUGGGGUUGUUAAAUUGAGUUGCUAGCUGUGAACGUCUCAUCAUAGUGUAUUUGGUCUGUCUAAAUUGGGGAGUUUUCCUGUAUUUCGAGUAACACUUGACUAGUAAUUGCACAGGGAAUUUUAUUCUAAACCAUCAAUGUACAUAGUCUUCUACUAUAGCGAGCUGGUAUUACCUCGGC